Molecule: messenger RNA, 1581 nt
Organism: Thermothelomyces thermophilus ATCC 42464
Lineage: Eukaryota; Fungi; Ascomycota; Sordariomycetes; Sordariales; Chaetomiaceae
Exons: 7
Coding region: 1-1581 (526 amino acids)
Biological process (GO): positive regulation of proteasomal ubiquitin-dependent protein catabolic process; ubiquitin-dependent protein catabolic process; protein polyubiquitination
Cellular component (GO): ubiquitin ligase complex; cytoplasm
Molecular function (GO): ubiquitin conjugating enzyme binding; ubiquitin protein ligase activity; zinc ion binding
Source: RefSeq, a predicted model, not a curated record
AUGGCGUCCGCUGCCUGGCCGCCAACGACGAGCUUCUAUGGCCCGAUCAGCCCCGCGAUUCUAGGAUCUGAUUGGGACGAGGUGGAAGGGGAGCCACAGGCACAACCACAACCACAAUCACAACUACAGCAGCAGCAGCAGCAGCAGCAGCAGCAGCAGCAAUUCAGACAGCAGUCUAAAAUCACUACGGCGAGCCUGAGAUCAUUGGUGCUGGAUUUUUGGGGGUUCAACGCUGCCCUGCUCGAUGAUUUCUUCGACGAUGGGGCUAGUGAGCUGUCAGGGAUGGCCACGGACGGAGGGAGCGUCGCGGGAGAUGAGGCCUCAACUGGAGAUGGAAACUUGGAGCCUCAUCCGACACAGCUCGUCCGGGAUUCCAAUGUGGGCUCUGCCGCUCCAGCAACCCGAAACAAGCGCCCGGAGACGGAGGAGAGCAGAUCAUGGUCAAGGAGAGUCGCGCGGUCCAGAGACACGAGCGCGAAUCGAUCGGAGCCCGACCGGCCGACCAACCCAUACACUGCGGCCAUUGAGGAGAAGCAAAAUGCCAUGACUGUCGAGUUCCUCCGCAGCACCGCGGGAAUUCGACCUGGCGACGCCUCCCCUAUCCCGACUCCCGAUGACCUUGGCUCUGGGCAGCGAUACAAAAUCGCCGCCGAGACGUCUUCGGUGGUCAUUAGCAACCAACGCAGACUACCCGACAUUCUCGUCGGCGAACGUGAGUGCAUUGUUUGCACCGACACCAAGCCGGUGUCGGAGUUUCCCACGGUAGGCAUCACCAAGGCAUGCAAUCACGAGCCAGCGACCUGCCUCGCCUGUGUCGCGACAUCCAUCCGGACAGACCUCAACACCCGGCUCUGGAACGAGAUCAAGUGCCCGGAGUGCCGAGAAACGCUAGAGUAUGACGACGUCCAGCGCUUUGCCGACGAGGAGACAAAAGAGCGCUAUCAAACACUCUCCUUCCGCUCCGCCGUCUCCUCCUCCCCAAACUUCCUCUGGUGCACCGCCGGCUGCGGCUACGGCCAGAUCCACGAGGGAGGGGAGUCGUCGCCCAUCGUCACCUGCCGGCUCUGCUCGCACCGCUCCUGCUUCCACCACAAGGUGGCCUGGCACGAGAACCUGACGUGCGACGAGUACGACAGCCUGCUGGCCGACCCGGUCAACUUCCGCAGCCGGUUCGACGCGGCCAACGAGGAGGCCGAGAAGGCCGCCGCCGCCCGCCGCGCGCAGGAGGACGCCGACCGCGCGUUUGCGCAGGCCCUCGCUGCCGAGGAGCGGAGGGCCCUGGUCCGGCAGAGGGCUGAGAGAGAGGAGAGGGAGAAAAGGGAGAAGAGAGAGCGCGAGAUGCGGGAACUGGCGUUGAGGAGGAAGCAGGACGAGGAGGCCAGUCUCCGUACUGUGGGUACCACGACCAAGCCAUGCCCCGGGUGCAGAGCGCCCAUUGAGAAGAACGCGGGGUGUGCAGGUGCAUUGUGCAAGUACGAAUUCUGCUGGGACUGCCUUGCCAGUCAUAGACGAAUUAUGGAGACCGAUAACAGCGCACACAAGGAGGAUUGCCCCUGGCAUCCGAACAAUCUCGAGGACUGA